This is a messenger RNA of Bolinopsis microptera, 2826 nucleotides long. RefSeq names its product histone-lysine N-methyltransferase 2A-like. Gene Ontology annotation, molecular function: zinc ion binding; DNA binding. NCBI's taxonomy places the organism in Eukaryota, Metazoa, Ctenophora, Tentaculata, Lobata, Bolinopsidae. The coding region runs from base 22 to 1752 and encodes 576 amino acids. The record is from RefSeq and is a predicted model, not a curated record. The transcript is spliced from 14 exons.
CUGUACCCCUACUUUGUGGAAAUGGUCUGGUUUGUUAUGGAGAAAUACCACAGCCAUCUCAAGUACAUGGAAGAGAGAGGAAAGGGUAAUUCUGUCUUACUGGAAGAAGAAGUGGAAGGGUUGAAUCUUCUCAUUUCCCGACUGGAGGAAAAUCCCACGUUUCAAGCUGCAAUACCAGCGCAAAUCAAGGAACCUAAGAUACUCUUACAGGAAGUUAGAGAUCUACUGCUGCACGCUGAGAUAGACAGAGUUUACACCGACUACUCCGAACCUCUCAUAUCACGUGACAUGAACGUAUCCCUUAGUGACUCCUCCCCUAAGAAACUCUGCAACACUCGUCUUAUCGCCAGCAACCGGCCCUUCAAGAUGUCCUCGUCAGAUACAAGUGAGGGUGAGCCCAGUGAGGACGAGCCCCUGCCUGAUUGUGCGGAAGAAAAAGACAGGUCCCAUGAAGAUAUAGAUAUAAAGAGUGACUUCUCAGACCUCAGCCCUGAUAAGAUGUUAUCUUCCUCUGCUAGUUCUACCGAGAUCACGUCUCCUGAUACCCCCAGAAAGAGACGGAAACUAAAGCCGAGUAUUAUGAACUCCUAUCUGAAGACAUUUGAGUUAGAUGAUGACGAGGAGGAGGAGGAGGAGGUACCUGACUCUGUUACCAAGAAGAAAAAGAAGAAGAAGAGAAAGUCUCCCUCCUGUGAGGUGAAGAAGAAAAACAGGAGGUGUGGGAAGUGUGAACAGUGCACUAGUAAGAAUUGUGGAACGUGCAAGUUCUGUCUGGAUAUGAGGUGUUUCGGGGGACCCAACCUUAAGAGACAAUCCUGCAUUCUCAGACGCUGCGUUAACAUCGGCACCAACAAGGGUGCACCAAAGUUUUUGACAGGCAAUGAUCAUCAGCAGAUAUUCCAUGUGGAGGAGAGGAGCACUUCUUGUGUACGGUGUAGUCUCUCUCAAUCAGACUGGAAACUCAACCCUAUGAUGACAUGUUGGAACUGUAACAUUACCCUCCACUGGGCAUGUCAGACAGAACCGGUCAGUACACUGUCUCCCACCGACCAGGAGCUAACCAUCAUGUGGAGAUGGAGGUGCAAACCUUGUCUCCAGCAACGGCAACAGAAGUACGGUAUUCCUCUGACUCUAGAAGUUCCCCACCGAAAUGUUGCAGUCCCCGUAACUCUAUCUGUCCCCUACACCAACUUUGCUACUAAUCCUGUCGGCAACAUUUUUUCUAAAUUAGCGGCGACUCCUGCUACACGAACAGAAAAACAACCUGAAACAACCCCCACGCCUACCAGUAACAUCUUCAGUAAGUUCCAACCCAAAGUAGUGAUAAAGAGAGAGAUACUAAAACAGGCAAAGACUGUUCUAGAAACCAAAUCUUUGAUAAGUCCCAGUAAACUACCCUUACUUGCCGGGCCUUCCAUCAGUGCGUUAAAGUCAGUCAGACUGCCUAGACUUGAGCUAAAGGACUCCAAUAAGUUUGGAAAUAGAGUCCCUCUCCUCAGUAACAAUGUGAACUCAGCCUCCGAGCUAAAACCAUCAAAUUCUAGUUCAGAACCUCAGAAUACUCCAGAACAAUCGGACAGGUCAGAUUCUAUCACUCCGCAAGCAUCUACAACUACUGAUACCCUCGGUAAAGAGGGGUGUGAGGAAAGUUCCAGCUCUUCAAAUCUAGCGUAUGGUGCUGGGGCCCCUCCCCCCUUAACCUUACAGAAAAUACAACCUGUUGUAACCCUUACCAGACUUCCAUCGGUAUGAGGUGACCCACCCCCUCACGAUAUACCGACAUCUAAGACCACUGGAAACACUUUACCGUAACAUGCUGUGUUUUGUGCCGCUUCCGAAACUUCCGCCCCCAACAGUGGCCACAGUAACUCCACCUCUUCCUAAUAAACACAACACCUGGAACCCAGGACUUUGUUCUUCAAGGGAUAAUGUUCCGACACUAACACCUAAAAACCAGUCUUCUGUUCUACAAAAUAGCUGUCCUAACCUGCGAGCAGUGUUGGACACACUCAAAAACAGUAUAACCGUUCCUAAAGCAGGUCUGGUAAAGUCACCCCACAUAUUAAACAACUGCCUGUUACCAGGAAGAUACGGAACCAUAACCAGUCCUCGCCCUAUUUGUUCUCCCUCCCUAACAAAGAGCUACGUACCUGCUGACUCUGAUAUCAUAUCCAGUCCUCGCCCUAUUUGUUCUCCCUCUCUAACAAAGAGCUACGUACCUGCUGACUCUGAUAUCAUAUCCAGUCCUCGCCCUAUUUGUUCUCCCUCUCUAACAAAGAGCUACGUACCUGCUGACUCUGAUAUCACCUCAGUUCCGGACCCUACUCUGGCAAUGUCAGGUGUUCUGUCCCAGACGGAGAUGCUUCUCUCCUCCAGACUCAGCUACCCUAUACUGUUCCGGUUCCCUGCUCCUGAAAACGAUUUAUCUCCUUACCCCAGACUUGGUGUUGUGUUUUUCAGCGUUCAGAAUGUUGUACCUGGAUCAGUGGCGCCCCUCCCUAGAUCCCUUACAUCAUCUUCACUAAAGCAGAACAAAAAGCGUGGUACUAAGAGAGGUGCAGCUUCUUUAAAAGCUGUCACUAAAUUAGUAAAAUAUCAGAAUAGUGCACGGGAUACUGAAGGGAAGAAGAUUAAUGACGAGAAUAUAGGAGGUUCAGUUAGAGGAUGUGAACCUCCUCUCAGAACGUAUUCCAUGAGAACUAUUCGUAAGAAACGGUCAAUCAGUUUUAUCUUUUGACAUCUUAUUUGAAUCUUAGAACAUGCUAUUUAUUAAUCAAAUUCCCUGAUGAUCCCUCGUAUGUGACCCAUGCAUCAUGCUACUGAUAA